Messenger RNA from Populus nigra (black poplar), 1081 nucleotides. RefSeq names its product reticulon-like protein B5. Bases 113 to 868 code for a protein of 251 amino acids. Lineage: Eukaryota; Viridiplantae; Streptophyta; Magnoliopsida; Malpighiales; Salicaceae. The record is from RefSeq and is a predicted model, not a curated record. The transcript is spliced from 5 exons.
CUACUCCCUCACUUUUCAUCACUCCCCUCUGUGUCUGUUGGUGUGUUUCUCUUUUUCUUGCGAAGAAAUUCUCUGAAAUUUUUAAAUUUUUAUUAGGAGGAUCCAGAUUACAAUGGCGGAGCAAUCAGAGAAUCCGAUUGAGUCAGUCAUGGGGAAGAUUAGCGAGAAGAUUCAUCACGAAUCGUCUUCGUCGGAUUCGGAGUCCGAUUCAGAGAAGAAAUCGUAUCCUUCCGAGUCGGUUAAGGACAAGAUUUGGCGGUUGUUUGGUAGAGAAAAACCUGUUCAUCGUGUUCUCGGUGGUGGAAAGCCUGCUGAUGUGUUUUUGUGGAGGAACAAGAAGGUUUCAGCAGGUGUACUUGGUUUUGUGACAGCAAUCUGGGUCCUUUUUGAGUUGGUCGAAUACAACUUGCUUACUCUAGUGUGCCAUAUCUUGAUACUCUCUCUUGCACUCUCGUUCCUCUGGUCUAAUGCUCACGCUUUUAUCAACAAGAGUCCUCCUCGCAUCCCACAAGUUCAUCUUCCAGAGGAACCAGUCCUGCAGGUUGCUUCAGCACUGUGUGUUGAGAUUAACGGUGCAUUUGUGGUCUUGCGCAGUAUUGCCGCAGGAAAAGACUUGAAGAAGUUUCUCAUUGUUAUCGCCGGAUUGUGGGUCAUGUCAAUUGUGGGGAGUUGGUGCCAUUUCUUGACCUUGUUUUAUAUAUGCUUCGUUCUGCUACACACUGUACCCGUUCUCUAUGAGAAGUUCGAGGACAAAAUCGACCCCUUGGCAGAGAAGGCGAUGAUUGAGAUCAAAAGGCAAUAUGCGGUCUUCGAUGCUAAGGUUCUGAGCAAGAUCCCAGUGGCCGCUUUGAAAGCCAAGAAAGUUUAGAUUGGUUGCUUUUUGUGUCUGGGUAAUCAGGGGUUUGCAGGUCGUGAUUGCUUUACCCAUAAUUUGCUUGGGAUUCCUUUUGUUCUUCACCCCACAAAUUGUUUUAAACUGUUUGGGUUGCAUUUUGAAUGAAUUGUCUUUCAUGGUGUUAGUUUUGAAGAUGGGGGUUUAAUUUGCAAUCCUAUGGCACCUCUUAAUGGUGGUUUUUGAUGA